AUGCAAACGAGCUACUACCCAACCCCAAGUAUGAUCUCCGCGAACGGGCAUUACCCACCUAGAAGUCCUCCCCCUUAUGGGUUAUCGCUCCGGUCGACCCAUUCACCAAGAUCCUCCGUGGACAGGGACUCGCAAAUUGCAGCCUCCAUCGAAGACAGCGCACUUGUUGAACCUUCAAAACACACGGAUCUGUGGUUUUCCGAUGGUUCGAUUGUUUUGAGAGCAGAAAACACCUUAUUUCGCGUUCACAAGUCUCAACUUGCUCGCCACUCUGCGUUCUUCCGUGAUCUCUUCUCAUUGCCGCAGCCCAGUGCAGGCAGUGCGACGUCUUCUUCUUCGACCGUGGUUGGCAACAGAAAGCCCGCAUUACAAAUAGACACGACCAAUGAAACAGAAGGAUGCCCUGUUCUGCGAUUGUAUGACACAGCAGAGGAUGUUGAGAAUCUCAUCACAGCACUUUAUGAUGGCCCAAGCUUUGGGAAAAACGACCCUGCGGACUUUCGCAUGGUCUCGGGGAUACUCCGACUUGCGACCAAGUACCUUGUCGAUUCGUUGAGAACUAAAGCCCUUGCUCAUCUGAGCAGGGCUUGGCCAAAUUCACUCAAGGGAUGGGACGCUAGAGAGGACCUUGCUCGUGCUGAUGAGAUGCAAAGUGGUCCUGGAAUGUCCAAUAUAUACCCUUCCCCAGCAGAUGUUGUUAUUCUCGCACGAGAAGUGAAUGCCACAAGCCUCCUGCCUUCUGCAUUCUAUGACCUAUCACGAUACCACUAUACCCAGAUUUUUGAGCAGGACGACGAGAGCGGCCCUUCUAUUGCACGCCUGCCGCUAUCAAAUGCAGACCUGCAAAGGCUAGCAUUGGGGAAGGAGGCGUCGCAGCACGCAAUCACAACUCUCAUUCGCUCCAUGGGUUCGCAUUCUCAUCCGCAUCUUCUGGGGCAUCAUGCACACUCGCAUCGCUCGUGCAGGAGAGAUUUCUCGGAGCUUGUUGCGCUAGCCACUCAACAUUAUCUCUUUGAUCGCGAGCGCGGUUGCACUGAUCCUUUGUACGUCGCGGAGGAGCUUGGACAGCCGCUGUAUGAUUUCGGUCAGGCUUCGGGUGCUGAUGAUGCACGGUUUGGGGAAUCUCGCCGUAGUGCAGAAGUAUCUGAGUGCGAGGCAUGUGCGAGAGCCUUGGCGAUGUGGGCUACGAGGGAGAGAGAAAGGAUGUGGAAGAUGAUCCCCCUUUGGUUCCGACUAGAUGUGUAA
Molecule: messenger RNA, 1245 nt
Organism: Suillus clintonianus
Lineage: Eukaryota; Fungi; Basidiomycota; Agaricomycetes; Boletales; Suillaceae
Exons: 4
Coding region: 1-1245 (414 amino acids)
Molecular function (GO): protein binding
Source: RefSeq, a predicted model, not a curated record